GCGAUUUGCCAAACGUUUCCUCAUUUCCGUCCUUCGUCAUCGCCACAUUCCUGUAUUAACUUUCAACACAGAUACAAAAAUUGUCCUUUAAAAAAACAACAUGAAUUACGAAAUUCUAAAAACCGAAGAGAGAACUGUUUCUCGCGGUACUGUGAUGAAAAACGCUCACAUGGGAUUUAAUGGGGUCACGUAUCGUGUCACGGUGAAAGUUAAUCAACGCAUCGGUCUGACCGGUCUAGGCUUCUUGGGUCCCUUCCUGUCCGAUGGGUACUUCAAAGCGACCAUUGUUAUUGAAAGCGUCCCCAAGUGGCGUAUUGUCCUUGACCAUGCAAAGUUUAGCGUUUAUGCGAAACAAGGGGAAAUAUUCUAUAUCAAUUUCGACAAGAUGUUCACCAUGGAGGCGGAUACUUACUACAGCAUUGGCUUCAUGUUGGAUGUAGGUUGAAAUAUUUAUGCAACAAAUCUUUGUCAAUAACGUGGUAACGAUCCCGGUGACAAUUUUAACAAAUUAUUGAAGUAAAACUUAGAAAAUUGUACUGAACUUAAAUACCUUAAUUUUAUAUUUUACUUUAUUAUCAUGUAUACUUUAAGUCAACGCGUGCAUUGACAAAUAACAUACAUGUACAUACUUUCUAAAACUGCUCCUAAAUGUGUGUAAUUUUCUUCAAAUAAUUUCGGUGUUGAUCAGUAGUUAAAUAAAUAUAUACCAAAUCGUGAUAAAUUGCAAAUAUAUAAUAAAUGUAGAAACCAUGAGUAGAAAUGAAAUAUUUACAAGCUCAAACGAUUUUUACCUGUAUUUUCGGUCUUGUCAACGCACAUAAACACAGGUAUUCUCAGAAAUGUGGGAAAGCAGCCUUCCAGGAAAUGGAUGCGAUCGUUAUUUUUAUCAAGGUGCGACAAGUUAAGACGUGUAUGUAUUUAUGUAAAUGGAAUGCAUUUCCACAUACCGUAAAUUCUCUUUUAGAGGCCCGGGCCUAUAAUUGAAACUUCGAGCCUCGAGACCCGGCCUAUAUUAGAGGCCGGCCUUUAUUAGAGACCCGGCCAAUAACCAAAACCUGGUGUUGUUGACCCGGCUUGUAUUAGAGACACUUUGCGGAAUUUGUUAAAUAAAUAAAUAUAGCAAACUUAAUUUAUCUUCCUUCAAACAAAGAAUAAUGUUAUCUUCUCAGCCAUUCAAUGGGCUUGUUAAACCACAUAUUUAUUAAA
Molecule: messenger RNA, 1206 nt
Organism: Folsomia candida
Lineage: Eukaryota; Metazoa; Arthropoda; Collembola; Entomobryomorpha; Isotomidae
Exons: 2
Coding region: 101-445 (114 amino acids)
Source: RefSeq, a predicted model, not a curated record